AUUACAAUUAUUAAAACAUUCCUUCCUCACAGGACAGGAUAAUGUUCUUGAAUGUUUACAGAACUUUUUUAAGCAUAACAUUACACUUUUGUCAGCUCAAUAACAUCUACAUUUAUACAAUUUAUACAAAGAGACCUACGACAGAGGAACAAAAUCAAUUCAUCACACAGAGCAAGCAUUGAGGUUUAUAUCUGUCAGUAAACGUUUGUGUUGGUUUAAUUUGAAGCACUAAAACAACCAAAACUAUUAGUUAAACUAUAUAAAAUAAAAAAAUGAUAAAAACAACAAAAUUACAAAAACGUGACCUUUUACGAUUCUAAAAUAACAUUAUUGACGCGCAAGCGCAACUCCGUCAUCCGUCUUUCCCGCUGUAAUGAUGGAAAAGAACAGACAGCAGGACUUUCCUCUGAAUAACGCGCUACAGGAGGUUCUUCAUCAGGGCGCGACGCGCGCGCGGGAGCUGAGAGACGCGCAGCAACAGCUACACGCGCUACAGGCGUCUCUGGCAGAUGUGGAUCAGAGCUGCGAGUGUGUGUGUUCUGCGGUGAGUCUGAAGGAGAAGCAGCUCAGCGUCAUUUACUGCGACACGGACCGGAUCCGCAGCAGCAUCAUCAGUCUGAACACACACAUCGAGUCGAUUCUGCUGGAGAACCUGCGGCUCACACACUCCGUGGAGGAGCAGCAGGAGCUGAUGCGCUCACAGCUGGCGGAGUUCGACUCGUAUCGAGCGGAGACUCUCAGCUUCCGGUCCGCGGUGUCGGCGCUGGAGACUCGAGCUCUCGUCCAUCAGGAGCUCCAGCAGAAACAGCAGGAGGUGUGUGUUCUAAAGGAGAUGAAGACGGAUCUGCAGAACCCCGCCGGCAAAGCAGUCCGCCAGGCACAGAAGGAAAUUGACGUUCUUAAGGCGAAUAUUGACGAAGGCAGACGGACAUUGAGGGAGAGGAAAGCUCAACUGGAGGAGGAACAGCGAACACACACACAGCUGAGGAGAGAGAUCGAGAUUCAGCAGCGCAGGUUUGAGGCGGUCCUGAAGCGUCUGCGCAGUCAGCUGAUGAAGGCCCAGUCGGGACACUGGCAUCUGCGCAGUGACGUCACACACAUGGAGCAGCAGCUGCGCGACCUGCGCACUCGCCUGCAGGAACACCAGCUCUGACCAAUCACAAGUACACACUCCAACUAAUACAAGCAAGGCAUGGCAUUUUGAGGAUUUUUUUUUCACAUUUCUGUGGUCUGAAACAUUCCAAAAUUCAGAAAAAAAUCAAAUUCUGAAGAAAAAAAGUAGAAUUAUUUCAACAACAAAAAAUUUCAUGGCUUGCUUUAAUUGAAAAUAGCUACAGACUGAAUGGUUGUGUGCGCAAUGUCAAACUAUGCAACACGCACUGACCAACGGGACACACACUGAGUUAAACUAAUUUGAGCAGGUAUGGCGUUUUUUGGGGAAAAAUUUCCACAUUUCAAAAAUUCAGAAAAAAAAAAAAAAUUCCAUGGCUUGUUCUAAAUGAAAAUGCUCAAUGUCAAACUAUGCAAUGUGGAAUUUAAACUUCAUUGAAUUGACACGCACAGUUCUAUUUUUUUUUUUUUUUCAGGCAGAGUUCAUUAAAUGUUUUUUAGCAUCACAUUACAUGUAAACCUUAAAACAGGUUUUUAGUGAGAUGUUCUUCAAUCAGUAUUUUGUUAUGUAUUUAAAUGCACUUGUAACUAGAACCAGCUCAAAUGAAUCCUUUGACAACCCUAUCCAUAAAGACAAGCUGCAUAAAGCACAGGCUCACAUGACAUGGGCUCGUCUUCUCAUCUCUGCGAUGUUCAGGGGACGUGUGUUUGAGCACAACUAGUUCAUGAGUUUCCCAGCAGUUUUACAUUAAAAUAAAAUGCACAAAAUAUCA
Molecule: messenger RNA, 1883 nt
Organism: Pimephales promelas (fathead minnow)
Lineage: Eukaryota; Metazoa; Chordata; Actinopteri; Cypriniformes; Leuciscidae
Gene: ccdc122
Product: coiled-coil domain containing 122
Source: RefSeq, a predicted model, not a curated record